GAUAACAGCACCCUCCUGAGCUUCAAGGAGGGUGACCUCAUCACGCUGCUGGUGCCGGAGGCCAGGGAUGGCUGGCAUUACGGAGAGAGCGAGAAAACAAAAAUCCUGGGGUGGGGUGGUGCUGCCGCCGUCUGUUUUACGCCUCUGCUUUGGGUCCCCCCGCCCAGCCUGCAGCAAGGGAAGAGCAGCAGCACUGGCAACCUGCUGGACAAAGACGACAUCGCCAUCCCACCGCCCGACUACGGCAUGGCCUCCCAAGCCUUCCCAGCACAAGGCAUCAACACCUUCAAGCAGAGGCCGUACAGCGUGGCCGUGCCCGCCUUCUCCCAGGGUCUCGACGACUACGGGACGAGAUCCGUCAGCAG
Messenger RNA from Phaethon lepturus (White-tailed tropicbird), 365 nucleotides. RefSeq names its product brain-specific angiogenesis inhibitor 1-associated protein 2-like. The annotation marks the transcript as partial. Gene Ontology annotation, biological process: actin crosslink formation; actin filament bundle assembly; positive regulation of actin filament polymerization. NCBI's taxonomy places the organism in Eukaryota, Metazoa, Chordata, Aves, Phaethontiformes, Phaethontidae. Gene Ontology annotation, molecular function: protein binding. The record is from RefSeq and is a predicted model, not a curated record. The transcript is spliced from 3 exons. Gene Ontology annotation, cellular component: nucleoplasm; cytosol.